Molecule: messenger RNA, 3621 nt
Organism: Ostrea edulis (European flat oyster)
Lineage: Eukaryota; Metazoa; Mollusca; Bivalvia; Ostreida; Ostreidae
Product: serine/threonine-protein kinase Nek4-like
Exons: 19
Coding region: 493-2829 (778 amino acids)
Biological process (GO): protein phosphorylation
Molecular function (GO): ATP binding; protein kinase activity
Source: RefSeq, a predicted model, not a curated record
AAAACAAAUCCCACAAUUCCAAGAUUUUGUCAUUUCCUCUUCAGUCGCGAGGAAAGCUUUCCGUGGAAUGCAAAUCAAUGCCGUAAUUUUAGACAACUGAGCGGGACUUCCAUUUAUUCUGAAUGUUUUAUAGUUUUACACUGUAAUAACAAUGAUUAGCACAUAACCUCGAAGCGCAUGGAUACAUCACCUUGUAUCAGAGUGCCAAGACUGAGUAGUCGAGAGAAAUCACGCUCGGUUUUUGGGGUAUUCAAAUCUCAUAGCUUUGUCGUCAUUCUAGUUUGAAUUAACUCAAUAUCAGUGCAAGACUUCUGAAACUUAUAUAAUGCAAUAUUCAAAUAGAUCCACGAAAUACGGAUUUUCCCUCUGACAUAUUGAUAGAUUAUGUUUACACAAUUAGGCUUGUUGGUGACAAAGUUGAAAUCAUUCAAAUGAUUGAAGAGCAAAGAAAUAAAAGACAAUUCCAUUGAAUGUGCACCACGAGGGAGAAAUAUGUCAGGACUGGAUCAUUUUGAAUUUGUAAGACAGAUUGGUAAAGGCAGUUAUGGGGAAGUCACACUUCAGAGGCAUAAGAAGGAUAGAAAGCAGUAUGUUUUAAAAAGAAUAAAUUUAAAGAAGGCUUCAAAACGAGAGCAGCAUUCAGCAGAGCAGGAAGCAAAACUCCUAUCAAAGCUGAAACAUCCCAACAUCGUAACCUAUAAGGACUCCUUCCAAGGAAAGGAUGGUUACCUACACAUCGCAAUGCAGUUCUGUGAGGGUGGGGAUUUAUACACUAAACUCAAGGAACAGAAGGGGGUUCCCCUGGAGGAGAGACAGGUGGUGGAAUGGUUUGUGCAGAUAGCAAUGGCACUCCAGUACAUGCAUGAAAGAAACAUCCUCCACAGAGAUCUAAAAACCCAGAAUAUUUUCUUAACCAAAAGUAAAAUCAUCAAAGUGGGAGACUUGGGGAUUGCCAGAGUACUGGAUUCGUCAAGUGACAUGGCCACCACUCUGAUAGGAACUCCGUACUAUAUGAGCCCAGAACUCUUCUCCAACAAACCUUACAACCACAAGUCUGAUGUGUGGGCUUUGGGAUGUUGUGCGUAUGAAAUGGCUACACUCAAACAUGCAUUCAAUGCAAAGGACAUGAACUCUUUGGUGUAUAAAAUUCUGAAGGGCAAGAUGCCCUUGAUGCCCAAGCAAUACAGUGCUGAAUUAAUUCAGAUAAUAAAGAAUAUGAUGCACCAGGAGCCUGACAAACGUCCUUCAGUGAACCGAAUCCUCAGGGACCCCUACAUUAAAAAGAACAUCUCUAUAUUCCUAGAGGAAACCAAAAAAAGCCGUCCAUCCAGUGCUAGUCGACCUGGCAUUGUUCAAAGACCAAGGCCGAGAACAGCUCCGUCUAGCCGCCCCCCAGCUCCCCUCCCCUCCAGCGAUGUCUCCAAUGCUAAUAAUAAUUCGGCCAGUAAAAUACAGGUGCAUGUCCCACAAUCAGAGGGGGCGGACAGCGUAGACAGUGCACAGGUCAAACCACAGCCUGCUAUACUACGAAGACAUGGUCACGCACGAAAACCCUCAGAUGGAGCCAAGCAGGAUUUGUUUCCCAUUGUGGAGGAUAAAGUUGUGAGCGAAAACCGUCACAGAAAUCUAGAAUCUUCCACUAGUUCUGAGGACACUGUAAAGGCCAGCUCAGUGAGAGAGAAAUCUGAUUCUCAGUCUCCGUCAAGGAAAAGUGGAGAUUCAUCUCCAGGAAAGAAUUCCCCGAAAAAGAGAAAGAAUGUUCUGAGAAAAGGUGGUCGUGAUAGCGACAGAGACUCGCUGCCAAGUUCCAGGUCUGAGCCCAACUUUAGUGCUAGGUCAGACUCAAGUGCUUCAAGUUCUGGUGCCAAAAAUGAUGCAUUCAAAAAAGUGUAUGUUCCAAGGGAGAGCAAUCUUUCUCCCAGAGUAAGAAAGGGAAAUAACCCACCUAAACCGGUUGGUAACCCCCGUCCAUUGCCCACUCCCCCUAAGGUCAGUGAAAGUGCUGGGAUCCCCCUCAAACGACCUACUUAUGAGGAGAAGUCAGUGGAAAAUAACAAGUCCUCCAGUACCUCCAGCUCAAAAGAUGAGUCCUGCGAUUUAGAAACGCCCAGGGAACCAAAUUUAUCUGCACGACAAAGGCGUCGAGAGAAAAAUCCUGCAGGAUCAUCACUGGAGAGACCUAACUCGGCCCGCAUUCAUUUGAAAGCCCCGUCCCGUCAUGAGUCACAGCGUGUUACAAAGGCCGAAAAGAGUGAGUAUGGACCAAAAAUGUCCAAGUCCAACUCCAAGAGAGUUCGGCAGCCCUCCAUCAAAGACAGCUCAAGCUCUGAGGAAGAAACCCUCAAAGAAAACGAAGAUUUCAAAAAGGAGCGAGAGAAACACAGGGAAAAUAAAGAAAUGAAUAACUUUAUUUCACUCUUGGAUACGACCUUGAAAAUGAACAAAGCUGAUGACAAAUCCGAGGAGGAAGAUGUCAGUGAAGAUAAAGGUCAGCGCCGGGUCAGUGAGCCGUCCAAACUAUCCGACGCUGAAAUCCACAGGAGUGCAUCACUGCCAAGUGUGGAGACUCUUUGUAAUGCUGACAGGCUGACAACAAGAAUUCAGAUUCUACACAGGGACUGUGUUCGUGGAGUUGGAUUUGAUAUUCUACAUAAAGCAUUCGAGAUUCUCUCAAACAUUGAGGAUGAUGAAUUAGAGGUGGCAGAAAAAGUCUUGCCUCAGUUAGUGGACCUUAUGGGGAAGGACAAGUUCGACCAGUAUGCAGGGAAAAUCUGGCAGCUGAAAUUCUGCAAUGAGUGUUUUGAGCAACUCCCACAUUUACGAAGCUAACAGGAAGAACAGUUGAGCUACUCGUAGCUUCCAGGCAGAGACGUGUAGUGCUGGCACCAGAGCAACCUACCUACUAUAUUGAACUCAGAAACUCGCAGAAUCAGCUCUGCUGGCCUACCUACAAUAUUGGACUACAGAAACUCACAGAGUCAGCUCUGCUGGCCCUUUGUUGUAACAGUAGAAUUAUUUAGUAAUGCUUGGCAUUACGAUAAUUUACAUUGUUUGUGUAAUACACCAUUUUGACAGAUUUUCAUUCGAAACACACAUUUAGUUGCUUCUCAGGUUCGUUAAUUCGUCUGCCUGAACAGCCUGUUUUAUAGUGGUGUCUCUGUGCGAAUACUUUGACAUCCUUUGCCAAAUUAUCUCUGUACGGCUGUAAUUAGUUAAGGUUCAGAUUUCUUACGUGGUUGUCAACAUAUUUAAAAUUGAUAUAUACAUAUUUAUAUACGAUAUGGUAUGUGUAGAUGAUUAUAUGAACUUGAUUGGGGUUGUAGAUAAGAGUGUGUGUCACAUUUUUCAGAAAUAUUAGUGGUUGUGAUUGUAUGGGUAACAUGUCGCUUUUGAGACAAGUUGAUGAUCAGGUCUGAAAUAAGAAAAGAUGAACUUGAUAUUUAUUUUUCAGUACUGAACACUUGUUUAUAUUUAGAUAGUGGUCUUUUUUUCUUUAUUUCAGUCAGCUUGUAAAGUCCUGUCAUCAUAAUGUAUUCAGUUUCUAUUUCUUAUUUCUCUCUCUUUAUUUUUUUGUAUUACAAAUGCAAGGAAUAUUAUAUUAAUAAAUUAUUGAUAAAUUUC